AUGCUGACGCCGGCCAAGAAGAAGGCGGCCACGACGCCCCGCAAGAAGAAGACGACGGCCAGUGCUGGCAAGGUGACGGCCAGCGCCAAGAAGACGACGCAGAAGAAGGCCAAGACGCCCUCCAAGAAGAAGAAGAAGGAGAAGGCGGACGCCUGGGACUCGGACGCCUCUGACGACGACGCGUCGGACAGCCCCGCGUACGACGUGGACGCUAGCGAGGACGAGAAGGACAAUGCCUUGCCAGAAGACAAGGGCACGCCCAAGCAGAGCAUCGAGCAGAUCUACCAGAAGAAGACGCAGCUGGAGCACAUUCUGCUGCGCCCUGACACGUACGUGGGCUCCAUCGAGCACGUGGAGCAGAGCAUGUGGGUGUUCGACGACGAGAAGAAGCGCAUGGUGAACCGCAAGAUUAACUACGUGCCCGGCCUGUACAAGAUCUUCGACGAGAUCAUCGUCAACGCGUGCGACAACAAGCAGCGCGACAAGUCCAUGAACACGCUCAAGGUGACGAUCGACGUCGAGCAGAACGAGAUCUCGGUCUGGAACAACGGCAAGGGCAUCCCCAUCGUGCUGCACAAGGAGCACAAGGUGUACGUGCCCGAGCUCAUCUUCGGCCACCUGCUCACGGGCAGCAACUUCGACGACAAGAAGAAGAAGACGACGGGCGGCCGCAACGGCUACGGCGCCAAGCUGGCCAACAUCUUCUCGACCGAGUUCGUGGUCGAGACGGCGGACGCCAGCACCAAGCAGCGCUACAAGCAGGUCUUCGAGAACAACAUGGGCAAGAAGAACCCGCCGUCCAUCACCAAGUGGGCGCAGAAGGACUUCACGUGCAUCUCGUUCAAGCCCGACCUUGAGCGCUUCAAGCUCGACUUCCUCAACGACGACAUCGUCGCGCUCUUCAAGAAGCGCGUGUACGACGUGGCCGGCGUCUCGGGCAAGGGGCUCAACGUGUUCCUGAACGGCGAGAAGAUCCCCAUCAAGUCCUUCCCGCAGUACGUGGCGCUGUACCCAGGCCCGCGCGGCUUCGAAGCCGAUACGGAGACCAAGGACGACGAUGACUCGCACCCUGAAGAGAAUGACGACGAUGAUGACUACUCCGAGGAGAAGGGAAAGAAGGCCAAGGCCAAGGCCAAGCCGACCAACGUCACCAAGAACGGCGUCAUCUUUGAGAAGCCCGACGAGCGCUGGCAGGUCGGCGUGGGCCAGAGCGAGGACGGAUUCCAGCAGGUCAGCUUCGUCAACGGCAUCUGCACCACCAAGGGCGGCCAGCACGUGUCUUACAUCGUGGACCAGGUCACGACCAAGCUCGUGAACGUGCUCAAGAAGAAGAACAAGGGCGAGGCCGUCAAGCCCAACUACAUCAAGAACCACAUGUUCGUGUACGUGAGCGCGCUGAUCGACAACCCGGCGUUCGACUCGCAGACCAAAGAGACGCUGACGACACGAGCCAACAGCUUCGGCUCGACCUUCAGCCUGACUGACAAGUUCCUGAAGCAGGUGGAGAAGAGCGGCCUUGUGGAGAAGAUCCUCUCGUUCGCUGCGUUCAAGCAAACGGCCGAGCUGCGGCGAAAGGGAGGUGGUGGUGGUAAACGCUCACGGCUCACGGGUAUCCCCAAGCUGGACGACGCCAACCACGCUGGUACGGCCAAGAGCAAGGACUGCACUCUAAUCCUCACAGAGGGAGAUUCCGCCAAGACGGUCGCUGUGGGCGGUCUUGCUGUGGUGGGCAGAGAUUACUACGGCGUGUUCCCGCUGCGCGGUAAAAUGCUUAACGUUCGCGAAGCCAGCCACUCGCAAAUUCUGAAGAACGAGGAGAUCCAGAACGUGGUGAAGAUCCUCGGGCUCAAGUACGGCCAGAAGUACGAGUCGACCAAGGGACUGCGCUACGGCCACCUGAUGAUCAUGGCAGAUCAGGAUCACGAUGGAAGUCACAUCAAGGGUCUGGUGAUCAACCUGAUCCACCACUUCUGGCCGUCGCUGCUGCUUGUGGACGGCUUCCUGCAGGAGUUCAUUACCCCCAUCGUCAAGUGCAGCAAGGGCCGGACCAAGGAGGUGUUCUACACGAUGCCCGAGUACGAAGCUUGGCGAGAGCGAACCAACCAAGGACGUGGCUGGGUCAUCAAGUACUAUAAGGGUCUGGGUACGAGUACAGCCGCGGAAACGAAGGAGUACUUCUCAGACCUGCGGACCCACCAAAUUGGGUUCACGUACGGAGGUGAAGGAGACGCCGAUGUGAUUGAUAUGGCGUUCUCGAAGAAGCGUGUCGAAGACCGCAAGGAAUGGCUUCGAGGCUACGAACCUGGCACUUACGUGGAUUACGACGUUGAUGAAAUGGGCUACACAGAUUUCGUGAACAAGGAGCUCAUUCUCUUCUCCAUGGCUGAUAACAUCCGUUCGAUCCCCAGCAUCGUGGAUGGAUUCAAACCCUCCCAGCGUAAAGUGCUGUUCUGCUGCUUCAAGCGUAACCUUCGGUCUGAGCUGAAGGUGGCACAACUAGCUGGUUAUGUGUCGGAGCACUCUGCAUACCACCACGGCGAGGCGAGUCUGCAGGGCUGUAUCGUGAACAUGGCUCAGGACUUCGUUGGCAGCAACAACGUGCACCUCCUGUCGCCCAUUGGUCAGUUCGGUACGCGUUUGAUGGGCGGCAAGGAUGCGGCCAGCGCUCGUUACAUUUUCACCAAUUUGGAGCAGCUCACGCGCCGGAUCUACGAUCCUCUGGACAACGACGUUCUGAAGUACCUGGACGAAGAUGGACAGUCGAUCGAGCCGGAAUGGUACAUCCCCGUUAUCCCAAUGGUGCUGGUCAACGGCAGCGACGGUAUCGGAACGGGUUGGUCUAGCUCCGUUCCCAACUACAACCCGCUCGACAUCAUCAAGGGUCUCCGUCAGAUGAUCAACGGAGAAGAGGCGUCCCCGCUCACUCCAUGGUACCGCGGCUUUACUGGUCACAUCGUUGAGAAGACGAACUCGCGCGGAACUGACACCGGCAACUACAUCGUUCAGGGUCUGUAUGAGGUCACGGACGACAGCACGCUGGUGAUCUCCGAGCUUCCUGUGAAGACUUGGACCCAGUCGUACAAGCAAUUCUUGGAAGGUCUGCUCGAAACUGGCACUAUCAAGGACUUCAAGGAGAACCACACUGAUGUCAAGGUGCUGUUCACGAUCACGUUGGAGCCGAAGACGCUGAGCGACAUCGCCAAGACACAGGGUGGAAUCGUCAAGAAGUUCAAGCUUGAGUCGUCUCUGUCUACCUCCAACAUGCACCUCUUUGAUGCGGCCGGGCACAUCAAGAAGUACGAGAACCCCAAGGAAAUCAUGGAGGAGUUCUAUGGUAUUCGUCUGGACUACUACGGGCGCCGAAAGGAGGCUAUGCUGCAGAAACUACGCGACCAGAUUAAGCUUCUGUCCAACAAGGCUCGCUUUGUUCUCUCCGUCGUUGAAGGCAAGCUGGUGGUGAACAACCGUAAGAAGCAGGAACUUCUCGAAGAGCUGAUUGCGGAAGGCUACGAUCAGAUUGCCCCCAAGACGAAGAAGAAGAGCGACAGUGAAGACUCGAACGAAUCCGAGGAAGAAGACAUUAACGUUGCGGACGCCAGUCGUGGCUACGACUACCUGCUGUCGAUGAAGAUUUGGAGUCUGACGAAGGAGCGCGUCGACAAUCUGCGUGCAGAGCUCCAGGAGCGCGAGCAGGAGUACACUGUCCUGGAAGGUAGGACGGUGCGAGACCUGUGGCUUACUGACUUGGAUGCCCUCGAGAAAAUGAUCACAGAGACGGAAGCUCAGCGCGAGAGGAUUCUGUCGCACACCCCGAAGAAGAAAACUCGCGCUGCCCCGAAGUCUGCCACCAAGAAGAGAAAGCGCAAA
Molecule: messenger RNA, 3867 nt
Organism: Phytophthora sojae
Lineage: Eukaryota; Oomycota; Peronosporomycetes; Peronosporales; Peronosporaceae
Exons: 3
Biological process (GO): sister chromatid segregation; DNA topological change; resolution of meiotic recombination intermediates
Cellular component (GO): nucleus
Molecular function (GO): DNA binding; ATP binding; DNA topoisomerase type II (double strand cut, ATP-hydrolyzing) activity
Source: RefSeq, a predicted model, not a curated record